Messenger RNA from Tupaia belangeri chinensis (Chinese tree shrew), 3362 nucleotides. RefSeq names its product junctional adhesion molecule 2 (gene JAM2). Gene Ontology annotation, biological process: leukocyte cell-cell adhesion. The transcript is spliced from 10 exons. NCBI's taxonomy places the organism in Eukaryota, Metazoa, Chordata, Mammalia, Scandentia, Tupaiidae. The record is from RefSeq and is a predicted model, not a curated record. Gene Ontology annotation, cellular component: plasma membrane; tight junction; cell surface. Bases 267 to 1163 code for a protein of 298 amino acids.
CCCUAUUACCCCCAACGCCCCCAAACAAAACGGCCCAGACGGCCCCCAAUCCCGAGCUGGGAGACCUGCCCCUUGGCAGCCAGCGGAGAAGGCGCCUCUGAGGGGAAACUGACAUCCCUCGGGGAGCGCUCCUCGCAGCUGUCCUCGGCUCAGCGACUCUCCCCUCCUCUCCCGCCGCAGAAGUUCGGGGCCCCGCCGGUCUCCCGCGCUCCUGCAGUCAGGACCCUCGAGCUCUGCGCUGAGCUGCCGGCUCCGGCUCCGGGAAGAUGGCGAGGAGGAGCCGCCACCGCCUCCUCGUGCUGCUGCUGCGCUACCUGGUGGUCGCCUUGGGCUGUCAUAAGGCCUAUGGAAACUCUGCCCCUAAAGAACCACAAGUAGUCACAGCAAUGGAGUACCACGAGGCUAUGUUAGAUUGUCGAAGCCCAAAGAAGACCGUGUCUUCAAGAUUAGAGUGGAAGAGACUGGGACAGAGUGUCUCCUUCGUCUACUUCCAGAAGUCUCUUCGAGGUGAUUUUAAAAAUCGAGCUGAAAUGGUAGAUUUCAGUAUUCGGAUCAAAAAUGUUACAAGAAAUGACGCGGGGAAAUACCGUUGUGAAGUGAGUACCCCAUCUCAGCAAGGCCAGAAACUGGAAGAGGAUACAUUCAUCCUAGAAGUAUUAGUGGCUCCGGCAGUUCCGUCCUGCGAAGUUCCCACUUCCGCUCUGAGUGGAACUGUGGUGGAGCUGCGAUGUCAGGAGAAAGAAGGAAUUCCAGCUCCUGAAUACAUAUGGUACAAGGAUGGUCUCCGUUUGCCAGAGAACUCAAAGCUUGGUUCCCAAAGCACCAACAGUUCAUACACAGUGAAUAUAAAAUCUGGAACUCUGCAAUUUAACACUGUUUCCAUAUUGGACACUGGAGAAUAUUUCUGUGAAGCCCGUAAUAUUGUUGGACAUAGCAGGUGUCCUGGGAAGAGAAUGCAAGUAGAUGAUCUCAACAUCGUUGGCAUCAUAGCAGCUGCAGUGGUCGUGGUCUUAGUGAUUUCCGCUUGUGGCCUUGGCGUGUGCUAUGCUCAGAGGAAAGGCUACUUUUCAAAAGAAACUUCUUUCCAGAAGGAUAGUUCUGCAUCGAAAGCCACUACAAUGAGUGAAAAUGACUUCAAGCAUACGAAAUCAUUUAUAAUUUAAAGGCACUACACUUUUGAGAUACACCAAAAUCACAGCUGUUACACAAGUUAUUAAACUAUCAUAAAGCUCUGCUUUGUCUUACAUUUCGAAGACAUACAUGAGGAAAUGGAAUUGAUAUUUCACUAUAAUUUUUAUGGGCACUAAACCAUCUGAAAUUGUUAUUUUAAGCAAAUAGUUCUGUCAAUGCCUAAAAUACCAUCUGGCUUCUUGUGUCUAGACUGAAGAAAAAGAAUCAAAAUACUUUGUAAUAUUCUGGGGCUUGUGAAAUGUUAAUGAUGUCCUAACUUUUAAAGAUGUUUACUAAAAUAGAUCAUACUGAUUGUGAAAUCAAUCCAUAGUGGGUGAAAAUAUAAACCGCACGCACUCUUCGUGCCAGUCUGAUUAGGUGUUCAGAACACUCUGACUGACGCAGAAGGACCUCUGGCCUCGUUUCUACCAGGAUCCUCUUUCUUCCCCUAAUAGUUUGUAUUCUGCUGCUCGUUUAUCACUAAUCUGUCCACCGAAGGGAGGUAGUGGGGGUGAGUCUUACACCCAAGGCUUUGCACUUUGUGUUUACUUUUACUUCCGAGAACCAAAAACAACAUGAAGAGAAAUGCCUGGAGGUCAGCCCUCACAGGUGUGCACCUUAGGACUCUUCUGGUGAGGGGGAUGAGUUUCUUCAUUAAACUUAAUUUUGAGAGCCAAACCCAACCCCAGGAGGUGUGUUUCACCUCCAGAGUUGCUUGUUGUUUUCUUCCUGAGACUUCUUUGUGAGGAUCAGGGACCUCCACACCAGAUCUUGCCUAGGGCAAUACCUUUGCUGUGUAAGUGUCGACGUCACAGCUCUGUCCCUAAAGCCUGUGUGGUGCAAUUCUGGGACCAGGUGGAGUCCCUUCCUGUAAUGGCCAGGGGUUAGUCAGUCUUGUGAUGGAGAGCAGGCAUGUGGAGGGAGAAGUGGUUGUCGGACAAGUGCAACGAGAUGAAAGAGCUCGCUGAGCCUUGUAUCUGGCACCCCGCGUGAUCCACAGAGGGCACAGGAGAAACCGUGGCUGGACUGAAAAGUGGGUCAAAGCAUCUGGUUUCUUAAACAGUCUAACAACCAAGGCCUCCAGUUAGUGUUACAGUAUGGAAAUUCCAAUGAUCCAUUUAAUAGUAAAAGCAAUUAGACUGUGUUAAAUAUAUAUACACCAUUUAUAAUUUAUUUUGAUUAAUCAAUUCACAUUAAAAGCAAAAUAUGGCUGGGCUUGUUCUUCUAGCCAAUUCUGGGUGAAAAAGCCACUCAGUACCUCGAACAACUUUGAAUACGGUGAAGCUUCUUUUAAGGAAGUCUGCCCAGUAGGCAAAGUAGAUCUCAGGACACACUGAACAGACAGGCGGGUUGAGAGUACCUAACCUGCACCUGGGCACCGGGUCCCUGGGUCCCUGGGGAUGUGCUGCUCCCCUUCGAGAUGCCCGUGGCAUUCAGUGCCAUCAUCAGGCCCACCCCUGGAGGUCUGGCUUCUGUAACUCGGCUCUGCCCCAAAGGACAGAUUAUCACAUUAGUUGGGGUUCAGAGGAUAUUUUAUGGUCCCUGCUGUAACUAAUCUCUGCCAUUGCAGCCCAAAAGCAGUGUAGACAAGAAGUAAGCAAAUGAACGGGUUUGUGCUCCUGGAAAACUUAUUUACAAAAAACAAACAAAAAAAAGACAAGCAGACAGGCUUUGGUUGAUAGGCAGUUUCCCAACUCUGGUGGUGAAGGACCAAAGCCCAGUGAUCUACAAGCUUCUGUAGGACAUUUAGCUAAUUGCCUUAUGCUUUGAUGGAACGAUGUGCAUCCAUUUGAGUAAAGCUUUUCCUCUUGCACUGCCAAGUGCCAACGCGCCAUGUAUCUUAAAGAUGCCUCUUCAGGCAUACCUGCCGUCACGCGAGAUCAACAGUUUCUAUUUAAUGACACCAAUCUGUACUGUGGGGGGACGAUGUAGUGCCUUAGCUUCACUAAUAGAUAAAAUGCUUCUUUAGAAGACGUCAAAGACAAGAGGAUUCAUUCUAUGCAGUAUGAACAUCUCACACUUUUUUUGUGUCAAAUAUAUAUUGUACAUUAUCUUAAAAUAUUGUAUACAGCCAAGUAAAAGCCACUGUGUAAAAAUGCUUUCUCCCACACAAAGGACUUAGUAUUGAGCACUAAUUUUCUAAUUAUUAAAAAUAUAUUCCAUGUGGGUCACUGGUGUCUGUAUUUGUGUUU